AUGGCGAACAUUGUAAACUCAUCGCUCGGCAUCAUCCGUCGACACAAAACACGACGGCCUCGCCUUCACUCACGGUGGGGUGAUGUUACAAUCACCCCUCCCGUCGAAGGGGCCUGGUCCCAAUUCGAGAACCCAUACCUCCGUGACGACGAAGAAUAUGGACCAGGCUUUGUCCCUAGUAUCGACAUUGGCAACAAGGAAGUCUUGCUUCUCGACUCUGCUAGCGACAGCUCCGAUGACGAGUCGACCACAAAAGAAAAGAGGGGCAUGAAGGAGGAGAGGACAGAAAAGGAAGUCGACUCAAAGGCUAUGUCGAAGGCUAGGCGAUUGACUCGGAUCUUGCUUCCUUCGAGUGUCGACUCUCCUGUCAGAAAAACAUCAGUCGACAAAAGUAAAGUCACAGACUUUAGAUAUAGACCUGUGCAGCCAGACUAUGCACAGGAAGUCGCCGAGAAGAUUGACAAGCAGAGUCGACCUCAUUUCCGCUAUGUGCCUGCCAGUAAGCACUACAUGCAGGAAUUGAAGAUAGCUGAUAUUCGGUUGAGCGAUGAUGACAUUUCAUACUGUCAAAACGACUCGGAAGAUGACGCCGACGACGAAUAUGAGGCUAACUCAAUCAAAAGUCGUAGCGAGAGACAGCAACGACUACGAAGUCACUCGUGUGAUCCCGAUAUUGGUGGCCGGUCACCUGUUGCGACCACAACCAGACGGAAGCCUCACUCUCAGCGUGGAACACCUCUCGAAACAAUCCACAGCCCAACCAGCACAUUGUCCGAUGCUAUGUCGUCGGCUACGUUGACACGACCCGCGGGUCCACGAGCCAACAGCACUUCUCGACUUGGAGAACAGGAACCCAGCCCAAGGUUCUAUGCCAUUCGCCCUGACAAAAAGCCUCAAGUAAUCACUGUUAAGCGAUCGCAAUCCGCCACCCCCAAGCUACGUCGACGAACAAUGACUCUUGAGAUGGUUCGUGAUCAGGACGACCUAUGGUACUGA
Talaromyces marneffei is the source of this 996-nucleotide messenger RNA. RefSeq lists its product as uncharacterized. The transcript has a single exon. The coding region runs from base 1 to 996 and encodes 331 amino acids. The record is from RefSeq and is a predicted model, not a curated record. NCBI's taxonomy places the organism in Eukaryota, Fungi, Ascomycota, Eurotiomycetes, Eurotiales, Trichocomaceae.